AUGGGAUAUAAGAUAUAUUCUAACUCUGACUUAGUUCAAACAGUAACAUGGGCAAACUAUGAAUGGUUCGCUUUGAGAAACUCAGUACAACCACAAGCUAGAGAACAAACAGACCAGUAUGCAACUAUUGAGAAAAUAAGAAGACUUGACCCUAACGUUCCAGGAGUUUAUGUUAACCUUUCUGGACAAAAUGCAGCAGCAGUAACCAAAGUAAAAUUGAAACUUAGAGUUCCUUUGUCAUCUUUCCUCAUCUUCAGGUUUUUAAGAUACUUGCCAAACUGGGCAGGAAAAAUUUCUAUCGAACUUACUCCAAGCAAAAAUAACUUAGUCAUUGCACCAACACAAGACCCAUUCACUCUUACAGAAGUAGUGGGAACAAAUAAAAUGUCAUUCGCCGACUUUUGCAAAAACAAAGUUGACUUAGACUUUGGUUUCUCAAACCUCAACACUGAAGUAAACUAUUAUUUCAAUGCUGCUGGAGAUGCUUGGGACCCAGUUAAGUUCACAUGCGAAAAAUUUGAAUGCAAGAGAAUAGAAAGCAGACUUGCAGUCUAUAUGUUGGACCCAGAUAUUUCAAAUGCUUUAGCUGCCAAAUAUAUUGCAGUUCCACUUAUGUUCCCUAUACACCAAAUAUCUGUCAAAGACUUUGCAGGUGAAGUUGGAAACCAAAGUGCUGACCCAGGUGCAAGAACAGAUAUUGCCUUAACAACUGCAAUGAAACAUGCAGAUACUAU
This is a messenger RNA of Trichomonas vaginalis G3, 734 nucleotides long. Its product is annotated as protein of unknown function, DUF4106 family. The transcript has a single exon. The annotation marks the transcript as partial. The record is from RefSeq and is a predicted model, not a curated record. NCBI's taxonomy places the organism in Eukaryota, Parabasalia, Trichomonadida, Trichomonadidae.